Messenger RNA from Puma concolor (puma), 2007 nucleotides. It is a transcript of the gene SCNN1G, whose product is annotated as sodium channel epithelial 1 subunit gamma. Gene Ontology annotation, molecular function: ligand-gated sodium channel activity. Gene Ontology annotation, biological process: sodium ion transmembrane transport. The record is from RefSeq and is a predicted model, not a curated record. Gene Ontology annotation, cellular component: sodium channel complex; plasma membrane. Lineage: Eukaryota; Metazoa; Chordata; Mammalia; Carnivora; Felidae.
AUGGGGACCACCUCGCAUAUCCUACUCCAUAUUAAGCUUGCCUGGCCCUCAAGUCCCAUCCUCAUCAUGGCUCCUGGAGAGAAGAUCAAAGCCAAAAUCAAGAAGAAUCUGCCUGUGACGGGGCCCCAGGCGCCUACCAUAAAAGAGCUGAUGCGGUGGUACUGCCUCAACACCAACACCCACGGCUGCCGCCGCAUCGUGGUGUCCCGCGGCCGCCUGCGGCGCCUGCUCUGGGUUCUCUUCACGCUGACGGCCGUGGCCCUCAUUUUCUGGCAUUGUGCCCUCCUCAUCUCCUCCUUCUACACCGUCUCCGUCUCCAUCAAGGUCCACUUCCAGAAGCUGGAUUUUCCUGCUGUCACCAUCUGCAACAUCAACCCUUACAAGUACAGUGCAGUGCGGGACCUUCUAGCCGAUUUGGAACAGGAGACUAGAACGGCCUUGAAGAACCUGUACGGCUUUCCAGAGAAUAAGUCUCGAAAACGCCGAGAGGCAGAGUCUUGGACCUCGGCUUGGGAGGGCACACGGCCCAAAUUCCUCAAACUGGUCCCACUGCUGGCUUUCAGUCAGGAUGAGACCAGCAAGGCCAGGGACUUCCUCACAGGGCGGAAGCGGAAAGUCAGUGGGAGCAUCAUUCACAAGGCAUCAGAUGUCAUGCAUGUCCACGAGUCCAAGGAGGUGGUGGGAUUCCAACUGUGUUCAAAUGACACGUCCAAAUGUGCCGUCUACACCUUCAGCUCAGGGGUCAAUGCCAUCCAGGAGUGGUAUAAGCUGCACUACAUGAACAUCAUGGCACAGGUCCCUCUGGAGAAGAAAAUCAACAUGAGCUACUCUGCUGAGGAGCUGCUGGUUACCUGCUUCUUUGAUGGCAUGUCCUGUAAUGCCAGAAACUUCACGCUUUUCCACCAUCCAAUGUAUGGGAAUUGCUACACGUUCAACAACAGAGAAAAUGAGACUAUCCUCAGCACCUCUAUGGGGGGCAGUGAAUACGGGCUGCAGGUGAUCUUGUACAUCAACGAAGAGGAAUACAAUCCCUUCCUGGUGUCCUCCACUGGGGCUAAGGUGAUUGUGCAUCGGCAGGAUGAAUAUCCCUUCAUUGAGGACAUAGGAACAGAGAUCGAGACGGCAAUGGCCACCUCCAUAGGCAUGCAUCUGACGGAGUCCUUCAAGCUGAGUGAACCCUACAGCCAGUGCACAGAGGACGGGAGUGACGUGCCGAUCAGUAAUAUCUACAAUGCUGCAUACUCCCUCCAGAUCUGCCUUCACUCAUGUUUCCAGACAAAGAUGGUGGAGAAAUGUGGGUGCGCCCAGUAUAGCCAGCCGCUACCUCCAGCAGCCAACUACUGCAACUACCAGCAGCACCCCAACUGGAUGUAUUGCUACUACCAGCUGCACCAGGCCUUUGUCCGGGAAGAGCUGGGCUGCCAGUCGGUAUGCCGGGAAGCCUGCAGCUUUAAGGAGUGGACACUGACCACCAGUCUGGCACAGUGGCCAUCCGAGGUUUCUGAGAAAUGGUUGCUGCCUAUUCUCACUUGGGACCAAGGCCAGCAAAUAAAGAAAAAACUCAACAAGACGGACUUGGCCAAACUCUUGAUAUUCUACAAAGACCUGAACCAGAGAUCCAUCAUGGAGAGCCCUGCCAACAGUAUCGAGAUGCUUCUAUCCAACUUCGGUGGCCAGUUGGGCCUGUGGAUGAGCUGCUCCGUCGUCUGUGUCAUUGAGAUCAUUGAGGUCUUCUUUAUUGACUCUUUCUCCAUCAUUGCCCGCCGCCAGUGGCAUAAAGCUAAGGAAUGGUGGGCCCGGAGGCACGCUCCCCCUGGCCCUCAGGGCCAGGACAACCUGGGCCUCGAUAUAGACGAUGACCUGCCCACGUUCACCUCCGCGCUGCGCCUGCCUCCAGCCCCAGGCACCGAGGUGCCCGGCACACCGCCUCCCAGAUACAACACACUGCGUUUGGAGAGGGCCUUCUCUGACCAGCUCACAGACACCCAGAUGCCGGCGGAGUCCUGA